AUUAGAAGGGAAAAUCGGGGAGCAAGUGCACCGAGAGCAGCCGAGCCCAAUUCCAGAUAAGUAGCCAUUUUCUAAUCCUGCUUUAAAAAUUUUGCAGCGUGGAAGUAGAAGAAUCUCCAUCUCCAUGGAAGCCACACUUCUCCAACCUCAAUCCCAUUUCUAUGUUCAAGGUAGGAAUACUUGGUGUGAAUCUCGGUUCUGCAAUUCAAGAUUAUCCACAAAUCGUGUUUCUCUCAAACCAUUAUCGUCAGAAUUAUGCCGAAAACAGUCCUGUUCUUUUAACAAACAUGUGUUCUUCAAAGAAAACAAAGGGUUGUUGUUACUCAAUCAUUUUCCGAGGAACCCUGUAAAAGUUUGUGCUGCAUCGACAGAAUCCAUAAACUACGAACAGUUUGUAGACGCGGAAACAAGUGGGGAAAGUGCGUUGAAUGUGAAUAGAACUGAAAAUUCAGCGAUUUUGGAGCCGAAGCCUAAAGCAUUUAGGAAUAAAUUUUUAAACUUUGUCCGGUUUGGUUCGAUAAUUAAUAAUGCCGCAGAAUCCUUUUUCAAGAGCGAGAUAAGAAGAAGGCUGUUUGUGACUGCAGUCUUGAUAGUAAUCAGUCGUAUUGGAUACUUUAUUCCCUUACCGGGAUUCGAUCGGAGAUUGAUGCCCAAAAAUUAUCUCAGCUUCGUCUCUGGUGCUGUUGAUGAACUUGGUGAUCUCUCUCCCGAACUUAAGCUCUCUCUUUUCCAGCUUGGGAUCAGUCCUCAAAUAGCCGCAUCAAUCCUUAUGCAGGUGCUUUGUUAUGUCGUCCCGUCAUUAGUAAAGCUGCGGAAAGAAGGCUUAGAUGGUCACGAGAAGAUCAAGAGUUAUAUAUGGUGGAUCUCUCUAGGCUUUGCAGUUGUCGAGGCACUAAUCCUUUCCUUUUACUCUCUCCCCUAUUCAAUUUACGCGUCCAGCCACAGGGUAAAGCAUGUGAUGGUCACAACUUUAUUCAUGGUGUGUGGUGCGAUGACUAUGACUUGGAUUUGUGACAAGAUUACAGAGUCGGGAUUCGGUCAAGGGUCGUCUUUGAUUAUCUGCGUCAGCAUUUUGACUGGCUGCACAGAUACACUGUACAAGAUGUUGACUCAGCUCUCAGGAAGUUCGGUGAACUGGGGGCCUUACGUACUUGCAGUAUUAGGUGUUUUUACGGUGGUGACAAUGUGGGCAGUUGUUGUGACCGAGGGUUGCAGGAAAAUCAAGUUGCAAUAUUACGGUUUUAAACUUGCUUCUGCUACCAGAGAAGAUUCUCCUCUAACUGAGGUGGAGCCUUAUAUUCCAUUUAACAUAAACCCUGCUGGAAUGCAACCUGUACUUACUACUUCUUAUCUCUUGGCUUUUCCGGGCAUUGUUGCAAGUCUUCUUGGCUUGCGCUUUUGGGAACGUCUGAGAGAUAUCCUGAAUCCCGACACACCUCUCGGUGCAGAGCCUUGGGUUUACUAUUCUAUAUAUGCGUUUUUCGUCUUCCUUUUCAACAUAUUUGACAUUGCAAAUAUGCCGAAGGAAAUUGCGGAUUACUUAAAUAAGAUGGGAGCCAGAAUUCCAAAUAUAAAACCAGGAAAAGCCACAAUUGAGUAUUUAACGAAGAUCCAAGCAUCUACGCGUUUUUGGGGAGGUUUAUUACUGAGUUUUUUGGCGACUUCAUCGAGCAUUCUAGAUCAUCAUUUACGUAGUAUUAAUCAGGGAUUCUCCAUAGGCUUCACAUCGAUUCUAAUCAUUGUGGGUUCGAUAAUUGAAUUGCGAAGAUCGUACCAAGCCUACAAUGUUAUGCCAAGCCUUACUAAAGCAUUGCGGCGUUACGGACUAUGAUUUAUGUCCAAUAGAUAGAGAAAAUCUCAAUCAUUUGUGGAAGUUGGUGCUUAAUCGACGGAUCAUUCGCAAUCCAGUUGCCAAAUUAUCAACACGAGAGAGUCUCAGGUUUGCAAGCAAGGGUUGUAUGUAUAUUGGUUGCUUCGUUUAAUUACCGUAGUCAUUAUUUUUUUCUAUGUAGUGAUUUGAUGUAGUACUUGUUAUAGGAACCGUAACGAAUCACAUUGACCGUCGACAUUCAUUUUACGUAGAUUAUAAUGACGGAAAUUUAUUAUAUAUGAUUCCAAUUUUUGAGGCACUAUA
Messenger RNA from Erythranthe guttata (spotted monkey flower), 2134 nucleotides. It is a transcript of the gene SCY2, whose product is annotated as SecY protein transport family protein. Gene Ontology annotation, biological process: protein transport. The record is from RefSeq and is a predicted model, not a curated record. Gene Ontology annotation, cellular component: membrane. NCBI's taxonomy places the organism in Eukaryota, Viridiplantae, Streptophyta, Magnoliopsida, Lamiales, Phrymaceae.